Molecule: messenger RNA, 2508 nt
Organism: Ectocarpus sp. CCAP 1310/34
Lineage: Eukaryota; Phaeophyceae; Ectocarpales; Ectocarpaceae
Source: the annotation of a GenBank genome assembly
AUGAGGACGAGGCUGGCGGAUAGGCUCGGCAGCGAACGCGAAAUGAAGAAAUUGGUUCCCGUCUGCGCCGGUCUUGUUGCGUGUAGCUUCGACAACGUCAACUUGGAUGUGAACAGGCAUUUUGGAGGUAGUAGCCAUGUCGAUCUAGUGGCAGCAAUUGCCUACCAUCAUACCUCGGCGUCACGGAGGCAGAGGGCGGAGUUACCGCAACGACCCCCAAAGUUGAACUUCGUCCGCGAUUUCGGGACCAGCGAACCGAGAAUGGUGUUGACCUGGGAGCGCUUCAGGGCACAGGUCCUCGCGUGUGUGCAGGAACGUGCUGUGGAAGAAGAUGGUGAUUUUGAGGUGCGGUUGGCGAGAAGAGUGAUCCGUGACGCUGCACCCGAGGAAAGGGUGGGUGUGGAGGGCCGCCGUAUACCUGAGGAAGUCACAACAAAAUAUCUAGGUGUGAUUGACGUGACAACCAAGGUGGUGAAGGACAUCGUGACCUUCCUGGACGGCCUCCAACACGUGAUCCACAUAGGCGCAGAGGGCGGGCGAGGUCGAGCAGUCGUAGCGGGGGAUCAAGAGACAUUUACCCUGGUACAUAAAGCGAAGAAACAAUUCGGCGCCAAGUAUGACUGGGUGUUGCCGUGGAUUGGCGACUGGCACCUACUGGAGCACACCCUAGACGUCCUGUUCAGGAAGUGGGGGGGGGGUUGCAUUAUUCCACUUGCAAAGGCUGCUGAUGCCUACACCAAAAAGUUGGAGUCCAAGAAUUACCACAAGCGGUACUUUGCCUUUAGGAGAAUCCUGGAGGCGCUGUGGGGAGCCUGUGUCGGCGAGAUCAAGUCGCAACACAGCACUGACGGGCCCGUGGGGGCCGAGGAGCUGCUUGGGCGUCUUGUGCAAUACCGCGGAAGCACCAAGCACAAGACAUUUGGGCAAUGGGCAGAGCUCCUGCUCGAUGAUGGCAUGGCGUACCUUGCGGUCUACAUCUCAAUACGGGUGGGCGACUUUGACCUACGCGAGGCGGCAAUCCGCCAAAUCGCACCGCUGUUCUUGGGCUACAAAAAAAAACUGUACCACGCCUUGACCAUCCAACACCUCGCCGACAUUGUGAACUUGCGCCCCUCGGAACGGGAGUUUUUGCGCGGGAUGUUUAGCUUAUCGCUCGCUGGGAAUCCCGGAAAGAAUGUUGGUCUCGACGAGAUCCAAGAGAUGACCAUGAACAAGGAGAUCAAACAAGCGGCGCAUGGGACCGAUGUAAGCAUCGGCGUGUACGAACGGAAGCUCCACGCUAGUCACCAUCGCACCAUACUCGUAAAGAAGGUGUUCGACAUGCUCACUGCCGCGGGGAGUCCGAUCAAGCUUACCGAUGAAAAGGGGCGCCUCUCGUGUGUGAUUGACGUGACAACCAAGGUGGUGAAGGACAUCGUGACGUUCCUGGACGGCCUCCAACACGUGAUCCACAUAGGCGCAGAGGGCGGGCGAGCUCGAGCAGUCGUAGCGGGGGAUCAAGAGACAUUUACCCUGGUCCAUAAAGCGGAGAAACAAUUCGGCGCCAAGUAUGACUGGGUGUUGCCGUGGAUUGGCGACUGGCACCUACUGGAGCACACCCUAGACGUCCUGUUCAGGAAGUGGGGGGGGUUUUGCGUUAUUCCACUUACAAAGGCUGCUGAUGCCUACACCAAAAAGUUGGAGUCCAAGAAUUACCACAAGCGGCACUUUGCCUUUACGGGAAUCUUGGAGGCGCUGUGGAGAGCCUGUGUCGGCGAGAUCAAGUCGCAACACAGCACUGACGGGCCCAUGGGGGCCGAGGAGCUGCUUGGGCGUCUUGUGCAGUACCGCGGAAGCACCAAGCACAAGACAUUUGGGCAAUGGGCAGAGCUCCUGCUCGAUGAUGGCAUGGCGUACCUUGCGGUCUACAUCUCAAUACGGGUGGGCGACUUUGACCUACGCGAGGCGGCAAUUCGCCAAAUCGCACCGCUGUUCUUGGACUACAAUAAAAACCUGUACCACGCCUUGACCAUCCAACACCUCGCCGACAUUGCGAACUUGCGCCCAUCGGAACGGGAGUUUUUGCGCGGGAUGUUUAGCUUGUCGCUCGCUGGGAAUCCCGGAAAGAACGUUGGUCUCGACGAGAUCCAAGAGAUGACCAUGAACAAGGAGAUCAAACAAGCGGCGCAUGGGACCGAUGUAAGGUACCUCCAACGGCUUGCCCUAACGCUGCAGACUAUGAACAACGCAGCUCGUGCAUGGAAAGAGUCGUUUGGCAGCAUCGGCGUGUACGAACGGAAGCUCCACGCUAGUCACCAUCGCACCAUACUCGUAAAGAAGGUGUUCGACAUACUCACCGCCGCGGGGAGUCCGAUCAAGCUUACCGAUGAAAAGGGGCGCCUCUCCGUCAUAUCAGCUGAUGGCGGUAUCGCACUCCCGCACCUCGAGAAAAGAAUGCUCAGAGCUCGCGAAACUUUGACAUCUAUGAUCAGACCUUGGUCAUGGAGGAGUUUACUGCCGGACAGCUAG